Molecule: messenger RNA, 1338 nt
Organism: Triticum dicoccoides
Lineage: Eukaryota; Viridiplantae; Streptophyta; Magnoliopsida; Poales; Poaceae
Product: protein STRICTOSIDINE SYNTHASE-LIKE 10-like
Exons: 1
Coding region: 1-1338 (445 amino acids)
Cellular component (GO): endomembrane system
Molecular function (GO): hydrolase activity
Source: RefSeq, a predicted model, not a curated record
AUGAAAGAUGAUAAACUUUGUGUUAGAAAAUUCCAUCAACGAGAAAAAAGGAAAAAAAACACGGACAAAAAGCAGCACCGAGGCAGCCAGAUCGCCGGUGUUCGCAAGGACCAGGUCGAGAAUCGGAAUAAGUCGAGGACACGGAUAGGGACUCGUACUCUCGCCGUCGCCGAGGAGGACGGCCGACUCUUGCCGGGACUCGGACCCCUCCAGCGUUUAUAUAAGAACAGAGGCACCCCAUCGAGCCAACACCACACAACACGUCCGAUCAAAGAAACACAAGCUCUCGAAACAGCUAGCGAAGCAAGUCAACAAUGGCGAGCGGCAGGAGGGAUCUCGCUAGCCGUGCUGCUCCUGCUCUUCUUGCCUAGCACCGCCGCCGCCGCCAACGUCCCCAGCAUCGACACCACGCGGACGCGCCACCUGCCGCUGCCACGCGGACUGCUGCGCGGCCCGGAGAGCGUCGCCUUCGACGCCAAAGGCCACGGCCCGUACAGCGGCGUGUCCGACGGCCGCGUCCUGAAGUGGAACGGCCACAAGCUCGGCUGGUCAACGUACACCUACAACCCCGACUACAGCAGCGAGGCGUGCACGGCGUCUCGCCUUCGCCCGGAGACUGUCACCGAGGGCCACUGCGGCCGGCCGCUCGGUCUGCGGUUCCACCUCAAGUCUGGGUACCUGUACAUUGCCGACGCCUACAAGGGGCUCAUGCGGGUCGCGCCAGGCGGCGGGGAGGCAACUGUGCUUGUCACGGAGGUUGAUGGCGUACCUCUCCGCUUCACCAACGGGGUGGACAUCGACCAGGUAACCGGCGAGGUCUACUUCACCGACAGCUCCAGGAACUACAAUAGGUCACAACAUGAGAUGGUGACAAGAACAGGAGACUCGACUGGUCGGCUACUAAGGUAUGACCCACGGACAGGAAAGGCCGGCGUGCUCCAGCCCGACAUCACUUACCCCAAUGGCCUCGCCAUCAGCGCUGAUCGAACACAUCUAAUCAUCUCAUCGACCGGGCCGUGUAAACUGCUACGAUACUGGAUCAAGGGCUCCAAGGCGGGCACCAUGGAGCUAUUCGCCGACCUCCCUGGCUAUCCAGACAAUGUGAGGCCCGACAAGAAAGGAGGAUACUGGGUGGCACUACACCGUGAGAAGGCUGAGCUCCCCUUUGGCAUUGAUAGCCACCUGCUAGCAUUGAGGAUCGAUGCGGACGGAAAAAUAAUUGAGGAGAUGCGGGGACCCAAGGGCGUGAGGCCGACCGAGGUGGUGGAGAGGAAAGGUGGCAGGUUGUUCAUGGGAUCCGUCGAACUUCACUAUGUGUCCGUAGUCACGCGCAAAUAG